CAAGGGCAAACAAUGGCAGACUGAAGAAUGAAAGACCUCACAACUAAGGAUCUGUUUUUAAAAGAAGAGAGCAUAUUUCUGGACCAUAGAAGAUACAGUAUUUAGCAUCUGGAGCCACUUGAGCCAUUUUAAUCAAGAUAGGAGCAUCCUAUGAAGCAAUAAUCAUGACAUCAUAUGAACAAGGUCAGUCUCCAACUCGAUGUGGUCCACAGUUUCCGAGCUUGGGACAGGAGCCUCCAGAGCUGAGCCUUUACAGCGAUAAUUACUAUCAUCCUCCAUCAUUGCCAAGUCCACAGAGGACAAACCCCUCCUCAUAUGAUCUUGGGGAAUAUGCAACUUCAUCUUCUAACCCAUACCUAUGGUUCAGUGGUACUGGGAUCAACACUUCUGCAUAUCUAGGUGGUGCACCAGGUCCUGCUGUUCCCUCCUUUGUACCACAGCACUAUGGCAUGCAGCGGCCCUACCUUGGGCAGGGAGGUCCCGGGGGUGCGGGUGGAGAACUGGGUUGGUUCUCCAUACCUUCUCAGGAGGACCUAAUAAAGCUGGUCAGACCACCAUACUCAUACUCUGCACUUAUUGCAAUGGCAAUACAUGGUGCCCCAGAUCGGCGCCUGACUCUGAGUCAGAUUUACCAGUAUGUAGCAGAAAAUUUUCCUUUCUACAAUAAGAGCAAAGCGGGCUGGCAGAACUCCAUUCGUCACAACCUUUCACUGAAUGAUUGUUUCAAGAAAGUUCCUCGUGAUGAAGAUGAUCCUGGUAAAGGUAAUUACUGGACCCUUGACCCAAACUGUGAAAAAAUGUUUGACAAUGGCAACUUCAGGCGCAAGAGGAAAAGAAAAUCUGAUGGUAUUGCUGGAGAGGGCAGCUCUGGUGGAACUGGUAGCUCAGACGCAGGAGAUGGGAGUGCGAGCCCCAAAAAUGCAACGCUUGACAUUUCAGCCUCACCUGAGAAAGCUUUGGCGAUGGGUCCUCCCCCUUGCCUGAGCAACUUUCUGACAGAAAUGUCUGGGUUAUCAGCUGGGUCAGUGGAGGUGGGUGGAGAACCCAUUAAUCGCCCUAUUCCUCUCAGCAUGCCAGUGGAUGGCACACAAAGAGCAACCCAAACACCAGGCUUCAGCUCCUACUCCUCUGGUUCCACAGUUCCUGAGUGGGUGUCUCCUCUCCCACCACCGCCUCCCAUCUCCCCGUCAGGUUCUCAUGCCACUUUAGGCUAUAGCAGUCCUGGUCUAAACCAGUUCAGUGGCCAUUUCUAUUCUGGCUUGAACUCAACCAGCAUUCUGUAUCCCAGAGAGGGCACAGAGGUGUGAUAGAACUGGACAAAAGCCAAGAGUCAAUAAGAAAUAACACAAUCUGCAUAGUGAACUCCUGGAAUAGACUGCUUCACACUUACUACCAGUUGACUGGUUUUGGUUGAAUGGCGAAAUGGUCCCGUGAGUGUGAGAUUACAGCAGAUUCCCACAGGAACAGCUUAGUCAGCAUCAUGAUGUGCGUGAUACUAACAAAGGCCACCAGCACCUUCAGUGUGAGGUCUGUUGCUGACAUUAUGCCAUUCCAUCCAACCAUCUUGCUGAUCAUAUCAUUAACUGUGAGCACUUGUACUAACACUGAACAUGGCUUAAAAAAGUCUUUAACCAGCAGAGAAAGUGCAUGGGGUGCAACAUUCUUUAUUGUACACCUGUAAUUUGAUACUUUCAGUUUUUUAAAGAUUGCCUUGUUUGUUUGCUUAAUGGAAAGUUGUCUUUUUACUUCUAAUGGUGUGAGUAAAUGUUGUACAAAGUUUUAUGUGUGCCUGUACUUUUUUUUAAAUAAAGAAAUGUAAAAACUAUCCAAUGCUUUAUCAACUGACCACAAUAAUGAUUGACUAUAUCAUAACUUUUAGAGAACUUUUAAUGCAAAAAUACUAGCCAACUAAAUGCAUGGCAGAAAAAGAUAAUUAUUAAAAAUGUGAAAGUAGUCUUGACCCAUUUUUAAUUCUCAUUUUGGCAGAUGAGUGUUUGUUAGAAAAUCUUCCACCAAU
Hemibagrus wyckioides is the source of this 2017-nucleotide messenger RNA. It is a transcript of the gene foxi3b, whose product is annotated as forkhead box I3b. Gene Ontology annotation, molecular function: DNA-binding transcription factor activity, RNA polymerase II-specific; RNA polymerase II cis-regulatory region sequence-specific DNA binding. Bases 165 to 1307 code for a protein of 380 amino acids. Gene Ontology annotation, biological process: cell differentiation; regulation of transcription by RNA polymerase II; anatomical structure morphogenesis. The record is from RefSeq and is a predicted model, not a curated record. Lineage: Eukaryota; Metazoa; Chordata; Actinopteri; Siluriformes; Bagridae. The transcript has 2 exons.